This is a messenger RNA of Penicillium vulpinum, 1062 nucleotides long. RefSeq names its product heme-dependent oxidative N-demethylase family protein. The transcript is spliced from 3 exons. The record is from RefSeq and is a predicted model, not a curated record. Lineage: Eukaryota; Fungi; Ascomycota; Eurotiomycetes; Eurotiales; Aspergillaceae. Bases 1 to 1062 code for a protein of 353 amino acids.
AUGUGGAGGGGUCGACAAUGUCGCAAGGCUGCUGCAUACGUUCGGACCGAGACAACUUCUUCGGACAACAAGAAAUCACCCAUCAUACCCCUGGAGGGAUUUAAUUGGGAGGAGACCGAGCCGUUACAAUUCCGGCCCUUCAAAGGAAAAGACAAAUAUAACUUGACUAUGGCACUUGAGAACCUCGAUCCUUCAGAACUUAUCCAGAUGGACAAAACAUACAAGAACCGAGUCGCUCUCCGCAAGUCCGUACUUGACCAGCACCACGACAUCGUGGUGGCAAUCAACAAUGAUCAAACCCCAGAAGAGGACCCUCGCAUCCGCCCCGCCAUUAGUGAAUUAUACAAUUUUGUUCUGGAGACAUACCUACCAGCCCGAUAUCCGAGCAUAUUCCAGCUGAACGAUGAAAGCUCGCUCUUCCAAAACCUGGUAACAGGCGCAACCUGGCCAACGACCCUGUCGUCAACGACGCCAACCAUCCGAGCCCUAGAAAUCCUGUCCCAGACAGUAGACGAGGAUUUCCUGAUCUUACUACCUGAAGUCUCACCUGAUAGUGAGGAACAGCCUAAAUAUGUACUGCAGGCAUAUGCAGCCUGUUUCCCAGCUGGCUUCAACACGCGCCAGAAACUCGGGUUGCGUUUAGUGGAUAUUCACGGGCCAGUGCCAGGCUAUCGGGAGAAGAUUGAGCGCAGCAUGGACAGGUUCUUUGCGCGCAUUGCAGUUGGCAAAUUUGUGAAGCGACACAAUUGGAGUAUUACUAUUGACACUGACCUGUUCGCUGCUUUUGGUGGAACACAUGCCGUGGCAGGGAAAAAGGAGGAGGCUAUUGAGCCCGGGAAGUUGAAUGUUGAUCAGACAUUGCAUCGGCUGCCGGUGUCCAAGGCUCUUAUUUUUGCCCUCCACACCUAUGUUUAUCCAGUUAGGCAGAUUAAAGAUGAGGGUUCUGGUGAGGACCUUGCAAAUGCGAUUGAUGGCUUGAAAAGGGGAAAUGUGCCAGAAAUGCAUAUUUAUAAGAAGGGAGAUGUCUGGGGAGAUGCAUUGAAGGACUUCCUAAGGGCCUAG